AUGAAAACAAGUACUGCACAGUUCAAGACUAUUGUAGAUUUUAUGGAGAGGCAUGGAGACCUUAACAGGCCCUCCUAUGACGGACUUCAGGGCAAGCUUGAAAUAAUAAAAAAAUGGCAGAUGUUGGCAAAUUCUCUUAAUAGGGAACAUGGUGGAGACAGAAGGUCACUUGAAAAAUGGAAGAAGGUAUGGAGCGACCUCAAAAAUAAUACCAAGAGAAAAAGAUUAAAAAUUCUAAAAACAUCUGGCUUGCCUGAACAUUUAAGGCCUAAGCUGGCUUUAAAUGAAUUGGAAAAAAGGGUGCUAAAUAUUGUGGGGCAAGGAAACCCUUCAAGUUUGGAUACUACAGAAGAAAUGGGGGUCGAGAUACAAUACACAGACAAUUUAAAUCCGGAUGAAACUACUCCUGCGCCAACAACAGUACAAUUUCUAUCAACAGAAUUAGAUCCCCAAAUGUUUCAUUUGGAGAGUAUGUCAGAAGAAAACAAUAGUCACAAUUUUACGUCUACUGAGGGAUCACAAGAAAGGAGUUCUGAUGCAUCUAUAGAUAGUCGUAGAAGACUGUCUUCGCCACGUUCUCGGCAUAUUAAUAACCACGGUUCCGUAUUUCGUCGUACUCGUCGUUCGAGAGGCCCGUCUCGUCGUACAUUCGAAGUCAGUGACAGUCGCUGGCGCAAACUAUUCUCAGAACUCACAACUGAACACGUACGACUGCGAAAGAGAGAACUCCGACAGCAAGAACGAUGGCAAGACCUGUUUGAAAGAUUCGUUGAUUGUAUGGAAAAAUUUAUUAAUAAAUGA
Messenger RNA from Danaus chrysippus (African queen), 801 nucleotides. Lineage: Eukaryota; Metazoa; Arthropoda; Insecta; Lepidoptera; Nymphalidae. The record is from the annotation of a GenBank genome assembly.